Molecule: messenger RNA, 1592 nt
Organism: Ruditapes philippinarum (Manila clam)
Lineage: Eukaryota; Metazoa; Mollusca; Bivalvia; Venerida; Veneridae
Exons: 5
Coding region: 7-1029 (340 amino acids)
Source: RefSeq, a predicted model, not a curated record
AGACAAAUGUACAUGAAUGAUGUAAUUGAAGAUCAUAAACAGGAAAUGUCCAAGUUUCAGCUGCAUAAGAAAAGUACAACAAGCCUAGAAGAUGUUGACAAACAGUUUCUGAAGAUUUAUAAUACACACGCUAAGAACAAAGAUCCUAGAAGAGUAAGGUCAGCUUGUAGACCAAGGUCGGGUUAUAGAGGUCAGAUUUCACAAGCAGCUGCUAUGGCUGACAGGGCAGAUGUUAGAGUUGAAGAUUUAUUAGGUCAACAGGUGUCACAGGGUCAUAAUGGUGUUGGUGGUGAUGUUAACAGCAACAGUGCUUUUAGUGCGUUGUACAAGCUGGAUUCUAGUGAAGGACAGAGACAGUUAUACAGGCCUAGAGAACAUUUCGAUGAUGCAAAUAGAUAUAAACAGAAUAACCUAUUUGACCCAGAUGUGAUAUUUAGCCCAGAGUUAUUGGCACCACAAAGAGAGGCCAAAGGAAGGCCUGGCAGUGCUACCAGUUCAUUAUUAGGGUCUGGUAUAAAUCUUAAAAAUAGACCAAAAUCUGCUUCAAUGGUGUUCAUGACAGAACCAAAACCAGAGCGACCACUGAAAUACGAAACUACACGGCCUACAUCCGGGAAAAAGCCUCGGCCUGGCAGUGGCACUGCCUCACUUCGUGGACGACGUCACUCGGCACCUACAAGGAGACAGGCUCCGACACUGAUAAACAGGAAGGAACUUCACAAUAGAUCUGAACUGGAUCACAAUAAUGAGCCAGAAAAUGAUGAAAUUGAACCAGAGUUACAGAAUAUUGAAAACCAGAAUAUGAAUACAAGUUUUAAUGAAGGAAACUUAAGUGAUGAACAAAAUUGCUGUGGAGACAACAUUGUGAAAGAAAAGCCACCCAUAAAGGUCAAGGUCAAGAAAGGUCAUCCUAUGGACAAAUUUGUAGAAGAUCUGAGGCUCAUGGGUGAAAUGGAACUAGAUUUUAAGAAUUCUACUUUACAAUUGCAAAAGAAACUUGGUCUUGAUGGAAGUGGUUUUAUUUACUAAAUAUGAGUAAACUUACAGUAUUUCCCAAAACAAAGUAUUUUGAUAUAAAAGAAUAUUUUAUUUUUUAAGACAUUGUAUGUUAUUAAGCUGUUUUAAAAAUGCUAAAAAUAAGAGAAAUUUCAUGUUUUGAUUGACUGAAUCUCUUUAUUUACACACAGGAAUACUUAUUUUGAGGAGACUUCAUAAACUUGAAGAGGGUGGUAUUUGAACUCAUAUUUUUAAAAUUAUAUGGAAAAGAGUUUUGUCCUAUCUUAGAAGCUGUGUCUUGAAUACUGUUGUAACAACAGGGUUAGUAGCUGGUCACUUCUAAAGAAAUUUGUAAUUACUAGUUAGUUAGGCAGGUGUGCUGUCCAAAUAGACAGACCACAAAGAUAUGAAUAAACAGAAUUGAAAUUGGCAUCAAAACCAGAGAAACAAACAAACAAAGUUUCAUAGAGUGUUUCAUGUGAAAACUUAAUUACAAAUGGCAAUGUAUCUAUUCAGUGACAUCAGUUCAUUUACUCAAAAUCAUUUACAUUUUGCAUAACUUUAAAAAUAGCAAAUUCUAUUUCAUUUGGAUUAGU